Messenger RNA from Trichosporon asahii var. asahii CBS 2479, 2304 nucleotides. RefSeq lists its product as uncharacterized. Lineage: Eukaryota; Fungi; Basidiomycota; Tremellomycetes; Trichosporonales; Trichosporonaceae. The record is from RefSeq and is a predicted model, not a curated record. Gene Ontology annotation, biological process: meiotic cell cycle; cytoplasmic microtubule organization; spindle assembly. The coding region runs from base 1 to 2304 and encodes 767 amino acids. Gene Ontology annotation, cellular component: spindle pole; centrosome; gamma-tubulin complex. Gene Ontology annotation, molecular function: microtubule minus-end binding; gamma-tubulin binding. The transcript is spliced from 2 exons.
AUGCUAGCCGAGCUCCUGUUAGUGCUCGGUGGACAUCCCUCGUCCCUCUUUCUCUCGACCGGCGUCUCGCCCGAACUCGCCUCCUACCUCCACCCCGGCGAGGUCGCUUCGCUGAACACACUCUGCUCCCUAGCGGCCAACUACACGCGAGUCCGGGAAUGGUGCGAGGUCACACAGGCCGAGGCGCGUGCUGCCAUUCUAGCCUCGAGCCGGCGGAAGGGCAAGGAGCGAGAACGCGAAGGCCGGGAACCGGGGCAGUACGUCGCCGUGCUGGCCGGUGCGGUGCGGGAGGUGUUGGAGGAGUAUGAGUCGCUGCUCGUUGAGACGGAGGCGCUCGUCCUGUCCCGCGACCCCGGGACCGUGCAGCCCUCUGAAGACAAGGACGGACAGGGCUAUGUGCCCCUCUCAUUGCUGCUCGCGACGUUUGACGCAUGGCACGCGCCCAUGGCCGCGCUCUCCGCCCUCGUGACGCACCUCGAGGAAGAAUCGACGCCGGGCGAGCUGAUGCAGCACCUCUCCGAGCAGAGCGCAACGGGCCACCCCACCCUCAGGAGGGUGUUUACGCAACUCCUCCAGCGGCUGUGGGAUCUGUGGCUGACGCACCUCGUCGUCUUUCUUCUCGACGGCGUCGCUUCGGACGCUUCAUCGCCUUCCUCGCCCGCGCUCGGUCUAGACGCAGGCGCAGACCCACCACACCGGCUCUACAAACUCAACGCCGACCUGCUCCCCCGAAGCGUGGGCGGUCCCACGCGCGAGAGUAUCCUGUAUGUAGGCCGUGUGGCGGCCACACUGAAGAGGGAGGGCCGCGCGCUGCCGCGGAGCCUGGUCGAGAAGACGAGGAGGGACAUCAUGGCCUCCAAGCCCGAGGAACUGGACGCGGCGGUCCAGAGGGCAAGAGCAGAGGUGGGCGAAUGGCUCUGGCGCCAUGUCCUCACUGGCGAGCAGGUGGCUGAGGCGAUCGAGAGUUUCGCAAACUACUUCCUCACGCGCGACGGCGAGUUUGCAGUCAACGCGAUCCGGGAAAUCAGCCGAUUGCGUCGAGACAGGCUCCUCUUGUCGAAUCCCAACUCUUCCUCAUCGGUCAUCCGCGCGCACGACCUGGACCUGGCCAUGCUGCGUGCCUCCCUCGGCACGGCAGCGGAGGCGGACCGCGCCCUCGAGCAUUUGUCAUGGAGCAUGCCUGCCGGUCCGCUACGCCCAUUGAGCCGACCGGCAGAGGACGACGGCACGAUCCGGGGCCUCUUCUCCCCUGCGCUCCUGGGGACGCCCAUAAGCCUGAGUGCCGAGGUCAAGUGGCCUUUGGACCUGUUCAUGACCCCGCCCGCGGUCCAAGCCUACGGCGACAUGCACGCGUACCUGUAUGCGAUCCGGGACGCGCACAUGCGCGUGCUCGAGUGCUGGAGCGCGCUGAGCGGAGCCCAGCGUCGGCGAAGGCAGUACACGGGUAUAGACGAGGGCGGGGCCGGGGCGGAGCGGGACGAGCGCGUCAGACUCGCGCGGCAGGCGUGGGGAACUGUACGCGCCAUGCUGUUCUUCCUUGACCAGCUGCUGGGCCACUUCAUGACGGACAUUGUGGGCGUGCAGCAUAAACGCCUCUUGGAGCAGAUUAGGCCGCAUGUCCCCGCCCCUGGUCCAGUGCAUGCCCGAGCAAGAGGACUUAGCAACGUGAGGGCCGGCACGCCGACACCGGGUACGCCGCGCAACCCCCGCCCUCGACCUUCAACGCCAGGGCUCGGCACACCAGGCCUCGCCCCCGACGCCCCGGCGUAUCUCGACUUCCUAACCCUGCGGCAAAUGCAUGCCCGGCACCUCGCCUUCCUCCGCGAGGGCCUGUUUAUAGCGGAACGCGACUCGGCCCAGCUCAUCCGCGACAUUCUCGACACGUGCAAGCGUUUCGCCGGCCUCGUGGAGCGGUGGGGCGGGGACGUUCUCCCCGAACUGCUGCUCGAUGACAGCAACGACCGCGUGUCUGAGCGCGCGCGCGCCGUGGCUGAGAUAAGCGACAGCCUGCACGAGCAGAUGGGCGAGUUCUUCCGCUUGCUCCUGGAGUCGCAGAGUCCGACGGAGAAGGAAGCGGGAGGGGGAGGGGCGAGUAUGACGAGGGGAAGUUUGACGAGGGCGUCCACGAGUCGGGCGAGGGUUACGCAGAUCAUGGCUGUCAAUUCUGGGGGAGACGCGGAGGGAGACGGCCUCAUGGCAAGGCAUGUUGAGCAGCUCCUCCUCCGGCUCGACUUCAAUGGCGUGCUGACACAGUGGCAGGAGGGGAAGGACGAGAACGUCCUGCCGCCAAGGGAUCUGCCCUAG